GCCCGAGCUUCCUGCGUCCCCAUCCCCGUCCCCGAGAGGGCGGCGCGCCCUCUCCGCCAGCGCCUCCCGCGAUCGCCUCGCUCCCCGGAAUCCUGGGGCUCCGGGGAUCGCGGUGCCUCGGAGGAGGUAGCCAGAGGGGUCCUGGGGGCCCGGAGCACCCCCAGCCCUCGGACGCCGGACUGAGCCCGAGCUGGACCCUCCGCCGCCGGGACCUGUUGGCCGCAGCUGUGCACCCAGGAUGCCUUCCGUUUGCUUGAAGCCCUCCAGAGUCUGGCUACUGAUGGUCUACGAGUGUGGCAGUAGGGGAUUUGUUCAGUACAUUUAAGAAUUUGUUGCUGCUGCUGCUUUAAUUUAUUUUCCUUCAUUGAACUGGGCUGGGCCCCAUCCCUACCUGCAAGAUGGCCCAGUCCAAGGCCAACGGCUCACACUAUGCACUGACCGCCAUCGGCCUGGGGAUGCUGGUCCUCGGGGUCAUCAUGGCUAUGUGGAACCUGGUACCCGGGUUCGGCUCCGCUGAGAAGCCGACAGCUCAGGGGAGCAACAAGACCGAGAUUGGCAGCGGCAUCCUCAAGAGCAAGACCUUCUCUGUGGCCUACGUGCUGGUCGGGGCAGGAGUGAUGCUGCUGCUGCUGUCCAUCUGCCUCAGCAUCCGGGACAAGAGGAAACAGCGGCAAGGAGAGGAGAUGGCACACAUCCAGCGCCAGCAGGGGGUCGAGCCCCGGGCCCAGGAGGACAGCCAGGAGGAGGAAGAGGAGGAGGAUGUCUCCUCCAGGUACUACGUCCCCAGCUACGAGGAAGUGAUGAACACGAACUACUCGGAGGCCAGGGCAGUGGACCAGAACCCCAGGAUGAGCGUCUCUCUCCCCUCCUACGAGUCCUUGACGGGGCUAGACGAGACGAGCCCCACCACCACCAGAACCGAGGGGGAGACCAGCCGGGGGAACCCGCCCGAGAGGCAGAACUCCAAGCUGGGCAAACGCCUGAAGCCACUGAAAGUGCGAAGGAUUAAAUCUGAGAAGCUUCACCUCAAAGACUUUAGGAUCAACCUCCCAGAUAAAAACGUCCCUCCCCCCUCCAUCGAGCCCCUGACUCCCCCGCCGCAGUACGACGAAGUCCAGGACAAGGCCCCCGACAUACGGCCACCUGACUGACACCCCCCUCUCUGGCCUGUCCCCUCCUGUCAUUCUCCCUCUACACCACAGACCCCCCAAGGAAGCCACUGCAGGCACGGCUGAGGAGCAGAGGGGCCCCGUGCGUAGUUAGCAGUCUGGAUGGGGUGUCCCACGGGGGCGGGGAGGGGGGUCUGUGAUACAGGAGUGACUCUGGCGCCCAUAGAAUGGCAUAGGGAUAAGGUGCAGCUGGGGCCCCCGGAUGGGAACCCUGAGGGGUAUGGUAUGACCAUCGUCUCUCCCCAUCUCUGAAUAAUCGGCGACGACACCCCUCUUUCCAAGUGGAAGAGGAUGCCUAGCAACUGGUUUGGACUGUGGUUUUGGUUUUGCUUCCACUGAGACUGUUCUGUUUCCAAAAGGAAGCAAGGCAUGCCUCUGCUUUCUUCCCUGGAGUCUGGAACCGUGGGUUCUCACACGGCUUUGUGAAGACACGGAGCCGUUGGUGAUUUCAGAGCAACGAGAGACUGGAUGACGCCGUGGGGGAAGACCCAGCCCUGGGUGCAGCUGUUCUUUGAGGGCCCAGUGCCAAGGUCACGCCUGUAUAGGCCUACUACACUCUCCUCUCAUGUGUGAUGGCAGGAAACGGAAAGCUGUAGGCGACCUUCCAUUCCUUGGACAAUGCCGUGCAACUGAGCUUUUUAUAAUAAAAUAUUUUAUAUGGAA
Molecule: messenger RNA, 1832 nt
Organism: Sorex araneus (European shrew)
Lineage: Eukaryota; Metazoa; Chordata; Mammalia; Eulipotyphla; Soricidae
Gene: TMEM51
Product: transmembrane protein 51
Exons: 3
Coding region: 399-1151 (250 amino acids)
Source: RefSeq, a predicted model, not a curated record